AACGCAUAUGUUCUGAUUGUCACACAGUUGCGAGCAGCGCGUCAAAACGCGUGAAGUGUCGUCGUUGUGUGUGACGCGUGGCGCUGAUAGGCGGGUCCACGCGUGUUUUCUUUAGCACUGAAGUCACACUGAAGUAAAGAAAGUUCAUUUGAACGCAGAAUGUCGCGCGUGUUAAACGCUUUCAGUUCCCGCAUCAUUCCCGCGUCCAGCAGAAGUGCGCGGAGGAUUUCUGCGCGGAGCGUCGCGACAGAUGACAGUGAUGGAGGUUGUGCGGCUCUGAGCAGGCGCUGGCAGGAUUCAGCGAAGACUGUGAUCAUUGGUGGAGGUUGUGUGGGGGUCAGUGUGGCGUAUCAUCUGGCUAAAGCCGGACAAAAGGACGUGGUUCUGCUGGAGAAGUCCGAGCUGACGGCCGGGUCCACAUGGCACGCGGCGGGCCUCACCACAUAUUAUCAUCCAGGCAUCAAUCUGAAGAAGAUUCAUUAUUACAGCAUUAAGCUCUUUGAGCAGCUGGAGGAGGAGACGGGACAGGCCGUGGGUUUCCAUCAGCCCGGCAGCAUCAGACUGGCAUCCUCUCCGGUCCGAGUGGAUGAGCUGAAAUAUCAGAUGAGCAGAACCCACUGGCACCCCACACCACAGUUUCUCAUCGCACCCGAGCAGAUCCAUGAGCUCUUUCCUCUGCUCAACAUGAACAAGGUGUUGGCGGGUCUCUAUAACCCCGGCGAUGGUCACAUUGAUCCGUAUUCUCUGACCAUGGCUCUGGCGGCAGGCGCUCGUAUGUACGGCGCUCAGAUCUAUCACCCGGCGCCGGUCACGGGUCUCACGCCCACCGCUGAUGGCAGAUGGGAUGUCCAGACUCCACACGGAACCAUCCGAGCCAAUCGCAUUGUCAACGCCACAGGUUUCUGGGCGCGUGAGCUGGGUCAGAUGAUCGGUUUUCAGCAUCCCACUGUUCCUGUACAUCACCAGUAUGUCGUCACGGCAACCGUUCCGGAGGUCAAAGCUCUGAAGAAAGAACUUCCUGUGAUCAGAGAUCUGGAGGGCUCGUAUUAUCUGCGUCAGGAGCGGGACGGCCUUCUUUUCGGACCCUACGAGACAGAGGAGAAGAUGGUUCUGCAGGACUCGUGGAUCAGAGACGGCGUUCCUCCAGGUUUCGGUAAGGAACUGUUUGAGUCUGAUCUGGACCGGAUCAUGGAUCACGUGGAAAUGGCCAUGGAGAUGGUGCCGGUUCUGAAGAACGCCGACAUCAUUAACAUCGUAUCUGGACCAAUCACAUACACUCCUGACCUGCUGCCUAUGAUCGGACCGCACCAGGGCGCACGCAACUACUGGACUGCCAUCGGCUUCGGGUAUGGUAUCAUUCACUCUGGAGGGGUGGGGAAGUUUCUCAGUGAUUGGAUCAUGAGCGGAGAGCCGCCGUAUGACCUCAUCGAAUGUGACCCAAACCGCUAUGGUCAGUGGACCAGCGCAUCGUACCUGUGUGCCAAAGCCAGAGAAUCUUACGGAUUCAACAACGUUGUGGGUUACCCUAAAGAGGAGCGUUUUGCAGGCCGACCGACUAACAGAGUCAGUGGUGUUUAUGAGCUAUUAAAGGAUAAAUGUUCAAUGGGUUUCCACGCGGGCUGGGAGCAGCCACAUUACUUCUACAAACCAGGAGACGACACUGGAUACAAACCCAGUUUCAGACGGACUAACUGGUUUGGACCGGUGGGGCGUGAGUGUAAACUGGUGAUGGAGAGAGUGGGUGUGAUCGACCUUUCACCUUUUGGGAAAUUCACAGUGAAAGGGGAAGAUUCACACAAGCUGCUGGAUGGACUGUUGGCUAACAGCCUGCCGAAGGUGGGUCAGACCAACAUCAGUCACAUGUUGACCCCGCGGGGGCGUGUCUAUGCUGAGGUCACGGUUACCCAGCAUGCACCUGGAGAGUUCCUGCUCAUCACAGGAUCAGGAUCAGAGCUGCAUGAUCUGCGAUGGAUGGAGCGUCAGGUGUCUGAUGGUGGUUAUCGUGUGAGUGUUUUUAAUGUGACGGAUGAGAUGGGUGUUCUGGGCAUCGCCGGGCCGAACUCCCGCAAGGUUCUUCAGAAGCUGACAGAUGAAGACAUGAGCGAUGCGGCGUUCAGAUUCCUGCAGUGUAAAUCCAUUCAGCUGGCCGGCAUUCUGGUCCGGGCCGUCCGGAUCUCCUACACGGGGGAGUUGGGCUGGGAGUUGUACAUGGACAUGAGCAACAUGUCAGCGGUGUAUGAAGCGCUCAUGGGCACCGGACAGGAUGAGGGGAUUGAUAACUUUGGCACAUAUGCCAUGAACUCCCUGAGACUGGAGAAAGGAUUCAGAGCUUGGGGCGCCGAGAUGAACUGUGACACAAAUCCUCUUGAAGCUGGUUUGGAUUAUUUCAUUAAACUCAAUAAGGUGAUGACAGAUCACACACACAUGUAUGUUUUUACCCAACCCCUAAACCUAUAGAUCAUAGAACACUUUUUGCAUUUUUAGAUUUUUAAAAAUAUUGUUCUGUACAAUUUAUAAGCUUUUGUGCCCAUGAGGACCUCAAUUUUGGUCCCCACGGUGACACGAGUCCCCAUGUGUUGGUGUGUAUUCAGGUUUAGGUCCCCACCGGGAUAUACAAACAUGAACACACACACACACACACACACACACACACAUGUCAUUUCUCAGAGCUUGCUCUAUCAUAUCUCAGUUAUGUUUCAUUUGAAUCUCAAUUCUUUACAACACAAUUGUUUUAAUUCUUUACAUUUAUUCAUUUGGCAUUUAAUGCUUUAGGAGGCUUUAAAGGGGUCAUAUGACACGGCUAAAAGGAAUAUUAUGGUUUGUUUUAGAUGUAAUACAAUGUGUAUACAGGAUUUAAGGUAUUUUCCACACACCGUGCAUGUUUGUAUCUCCUCUUUGCUCCGCCUCUCUGAAACGUGCAGAUGUUUUACAAAGCUCAUGGCUCUGAAAAGCGAGGUGUGCUGUGAUUGGCCAGUUCACCAGUGCGUAGUGAUUGGUGGAAUACUGCAAGCGUGUGAGGGAAAUGUAACGCCUCUGACCAUAUUUGGAACAUCAGGUUCCUCUUCAAUUGUACUGACAGGUACG
This is a messenger RNA of Triplophysa rosa, 3084 nucleotides long. Its product is annotated as dimethylglycine dehydrogenase, mitochondrial-like. The record is from RefSeq and is a predicted model, not a curated record. NCBI's taxonomy places the organism in Eukaryota, Metazoa, Chordata, Actinopteri, Cypriniformes, Nemacheilidae. Gene Ontology annotation, cellular component: mitochondrial matrix; mitochondrion; cytoplasm. Bases 160 to 2457 code for a protein of 765 amino acids. The transcript has 14 exons. Gene Ontology annotation, molecular function: protein binding; dimethylglycine dehydrogenase activity.